This is a messenger RNA of Trichoderma harzianum CBS 226.95, 903 nucleotides long. RefSeq lists its product as hypothetical. The coding region runs from base 109 to 534 and encodes 141 amino acids. Lineage: Eukaryota; Fungi; Ascomycota; Sordariomycetes; Hypocreales; Hypocreaceae. The transcript is spliced from 2 exons. The record is from RefSeq and is a predicted model, not a curated record.
CUUGCCGUCUACACAACUGCUUCUCUUCAACUACUCUCUAGCCAAUUCCUUUCUAGUCAUUCGCUCAUUUCUUAUAUCCCACCUUACUACCUUUGAUCAAUAGUCAACAUGUCCAAGGAGAAGCACAGCGAGACUACCUGGGCCAAUGGCUUGUUCGAUUGUUGCAGCCCCGGUGGGCUUUGCUUUAAGACGACCUUUUGUCCCUGCAUUACCUAUGGAAAGACUCAGCACCGAAUGAAGCAUGGCAAUUUGAAUGACUACUCAUGUUGUAAUGCAUCUUGUGUCAUCUUCGCUUGUCUUGCGCACUGCGGCCUUACGUGUAUCCCCACCACGAUGCAACGAGGAGACAUUCGCGAAAAACAUGGCCUUGAGGGUGGUUGCUUCGGAGACUUUUGCAAGUCUUGCUGGUGCAAUUGCUGCGUCUUGAUCCAGAAUGAGAAGGAGUUGGCACAGCGCGAGGCCCUCUUGAAGGGCUCGUCCGAGCCGUACAGGCCCAAUCCCGGCAUGGUAUACUCAGACGCAGGCGCACAUUAGCUGGAGCAUUCAUGAAGUCCGAUAUCUAAAUUGAGUUAUAUCCCUGCCAUUGGCAUAUAACUCGUUGCAGAUGAUUGGAAUUGAGAUAUGUAUGUGUGGGAAGACGACACUUGCAACGCAUGCAGCUCAACGCAAUCAGAUCCUCGUCCACUCCAGAGGAAUGGAACGAGGCACAGAAUGGCAGACACUUUCCGAUACCCCAAGAGCUGGAAUAUUUUUACAGGGCAGUGGUUUUUAUCAAUUUUUAUAAGCGCGAUUCAAUUCAAGUUAUUUCCUCGGUAUAAUUGCUUCAGUUACAUCUUCUCAUGAAGAUGUAUUGUAGAUCAAUAGGUAGUGUCAAGUAUCCAACUACAGGUAACGAGAACCUGC